Molecule: messenger RNA, 225 nt
Organism: Pediculus humanus corporis (human body louse)
Lineage: Eukaryota; Metazoa; Arthropoda; Insecta; Psocodea; Pediculidae
Exons: 2
Coding region: 1-225 (74 amino acids)
Source: RefSeq, a predicted model, not a curated record
AUGACAAUAUUAACGAGGAUUGGAUUUUGGUUGUGUUUAACGGGAUCAUUUCCGGUUUCGUACACUUCUCCAGUUAGUAUACAAAAUGGCGGAUACGAAGGGAUCGUCGUUGGUAUAUCGGAAGAUGUGCCAAAUGAAAAUUGUCGGACGAUCAUCGAUAAUCUAAUGACACUCGCUCGUUCUUUUGCUUUCUCUCUACCUUAUUCGGAUUAUAUUUUUUAUUAA